AGCCGUGAUUGUCCCACUGCACUGCAGCCUGGGUGAGAGUGAGACCGUGUCUCAAAAAAACAAAAACAAAAAAACAGAGCUAGGGGUGGGGAGCCUAUGGCCACUUGAGUCUGAGCCAGCUGGGCCAGAGGAACUGAGCUCCCAGCCCUGUGGCUGCCAAGGAUCCUUUUUCCUUGAGCUUGCAGGGAUCGAGAGAGAGAGAGACAGUCAGCGGCCCUGAUGUUAGUGAUGCAGACUCCAGGAGAAGGGGGCAUGCUUGCAGAUAGAGGAAGUGAGCCCCUCUACCAUGUUCCACCCCCACCAUCCUCCUGGGACCCCAGCCUGCAUGCCCCCCUAAAAGUUGCUUUUGCACUGAUUCAGUGAAUAUACAAGCAAAGGCCUAAUUGAAGACCUGUGAAUGGAGUGUACGGUCCUCAGUUCCCAGCUGAGGGGCCCCUCGGGCUCCCCAUAUUCCCCUCAGCCUCCCCAUCUUCCAGCAGGGGCGUGGAGUGCAUCCAUGGCCACGAGUAUUGAUCUGUCCCUCCCAGCCUGUACAUCGCCCCGAGGCAGUUCUGAGUGGAUGAUGUGCAGUUGGAUUCCUCAGCUCAUUUACAUGGUUGAUGUUACGGCUACUGCUUUUACUGCCACAACUCCCAGGCCCAACCUGGCUUAAUGUCUUAAGUUUUAAGCAAAAAAAGAUGGGGAGCCAGAGCUUUGUGGCAGGGCUGGAGGUUGUGGUGCACUUUAGUUUUGUGGCAGGAUGAAGGCUGCAGUGGUUUUAUUAAUCAUGAUUGGCCUGGCCAUAGCUCCAGGCUGAGAGGGACAGGUUUGUCAGUGGUGGUCCCCCAGAUGUCGCUGUGGCCAGCCCUGGCCUGUCUGUCCUCAGGCCCAGCAGGAGGCGCUGCCACAGGCUCUGACUGGUGUCCCUACUCCCUGUACCCCAGAUGGACAUAACCUUGGGGUCUACAGUUGGAAUAUAUCAUUCUCCCCAUUUUAAUCUGAGCUGCCUGACACAAGGAGGGUGGGGUGGGUAAGGGGCCUGGGGAGCCAGGGUUGAAUCAUGGAUCCUGGGGAAAGGUUACAGACACAGGAGCGGUUGUCACCUCUCUGUAGAGCCCUACUGCUUGCCACACAGCACCUUCUGCAGAGACUAGCUCUGAGGGUGGCGGGGGACCCCACAGGCCAUGGCUGCUCCUCUCUGCACCUGUCUGUGCCUGCUGUGGGAUCCUGGACUGGGGGGGGAGAUUACUACCCUGUGAGCCAGAGGGAGACUGUCUGGCUGUGACCUCUAUGUGGGGCUUUGCAGAGAGCUGCUUAUGGGUAAGAGACACCUUGUUUCAGAGGGAAUGGGCAUGAGCUGGCAAGUGAAGCACCCCCACAGCUUAUCAGGAACUUUUUCUCAUUUUUAAACCAUCAUGUCUUCAUUUCACUUUGGAAUAAAGUGAGGUUUUGAAACCUACUGCCCCAGUCUCUGGAUUGUAAGGGCUGUUGUCAGACAGGUUACUAGGAAAGGAAUAUGUAUAAAUUAGGUCAAACUCAAGGUUAUGUUUAUAAUGUUACCUGAGUGGGAGGUAAGAGGGUGGAGUCACAGGCACUCAGCUGGCAUUUACCUGGCCCAGUCACUAGACUCUUGGGAUUGUGACACAGGUGAACAUCCCCUGUCAUUGGAGAAAAAAGGCUGGAGGGAAGGCCGGGUGGGGGAGGGGUGCCAGGCUGUGGAGUCAGGCCCUGGGCAUGCUGGACCUGGUAGGUCACUGAACAUCUGACUGGGCACCUGCCCCUGUCCCUUCAGUUGAGGUGGGAUUGGCAGCACUCCCCAGAAGGCGUGCAGUGCUGGGAGAGCGGAGGAGGGUCUGACGUUUGCCAUCCUGUGGUAGGUUUUAGAGCUAACUAGAUGCUUAUGGAGAGCUAAUGACAUGGGAAGAAGGCAGCCUACCUUGAUGGACUAGAGGGAUAGAGCCUGCGAUGUGAGAAGUGGGUGUGUGGAGGUGGCCUGUCUACAAGAGGGCAAGUUUAAGGCUCAUUGCAGUGGCACUAUCUUAGCUCGCUGCAGCUGGUGGCUGCUGCCAGGCCAUCCCCCUCCAGAGCAGGGAGGCCGUCAGCUUCAUGUAUAAUUGAAUACCUUUUGGGAUGCUUGGAUAGUCCUUUAUUUCUUGGAAAUUCAGAAAAGAAAAAAAAAUACAAUUCUCAUGUCUGUUAGUUUCCCUGAGCCAACUGGAAAAAAGAUGUCUCUGACACCAAGAUUUUAAGUGACACCCAAGGGAAGCCACCAUUACCUUGGCCAUUGAAGCCUCCUGCAUGCUCCCCAAAACCCCCAGCAGUUUCCUCUGCAGUCCCACAGUUAUGUCCUGAGCAGUGGUGUACCGUGUGAUGAGAGAGAUGCUAAGGGAUGGGAUGAGGGUCUUUCCUGUGUUAUUAGAACGGUUAAAAAGUUGUUUUAACGGUGUCCAAAUGUCCUCCUUCUUAUACUUAACUAGCUAAUAAGAUGCCUUAUACAAGCAAAACCAGGUACGGGAAAGCAAGUGCAUUUCAAGUCCCAGCUCACCCCUUAAAUUAGCUGUAAUACCCUCAGCAGGCGGCCCCCCACCUCGAUGAGCCUGUCUCCCAUUCAAAAAACAGAGAAUGAGGGGGCGGGGCCUGGAACUUUACCCAAUCAGUGGCGUUGGAGUGGAAAUCGUCCAAUCGGGAGCAGCCGGAGAGCAGGGGCGGCUUCCGGGAUUUGGCGGGGGCCUUUGUUGGCUGCAGUAAGAGCUCGGGUCCCUUCACCUGGUCUCCAGAGUCCUUCCAUCUGGGAGGCCCAGGCGGCUUCGCGUUCUGAGAAUAGACAGAGCCUCUGUUGCUCUGUGACCUGCAGGCACUGGGAGAUCCGUAGCUAAGACGCCAGGACAUCCCGGAAGCUGGGAAAUGGUGAAUGUGCCAGGUCGGGGGUCGCCAGAAGAGGGAGAGGGGCGGUCGAAAGCGGCGGGAACCCGCUUUGGGGGCACUCGGGCCUCCCCGAGGUCAGUUCCGGGGUCUGGGCCCCGAGUCCUCGCGGGCGCAACUCGGCCCUUGGUCCCCUCCGUCGCAAGAUGGCGGCCGGGCCAGCAGCCUGUACCUCGCGCGUCCCGUCCCGUCUCGACCCCGCAGAGCGACCUCGGCCCUGGCCGGAGCUGUUUCUGGGCGGCCGCAGCCCGCGUCUCCCCAGAUUGUGCGGGACUGUUGACAUUCAGGGAUGUGGCCAUAGAAUUCUCUCGGGAGGAGUGGGAACACCUGGAUUCAAAUCAGAAGCUUUUAUAUGGGGAUGUGAUGUUAGAGAACUACAGAAACCUGGUAUCUCUCGGUCUCGCUGUCUCUAAGCCGGACCUGAUCACCUUUUUGGAGCAAAGGAAAGAGCCCUGGAAUGUGAAGAGUGAGGAGACAGUAGCCAUCCAGCCAGAAAUCUUUUCUCAUGAUACUCAAGUCCUCUUAAGAAAGAAGCUUAUAGAAGCAUCAUUCCAAAAAGUGAUAUUGGAUGGAUAUGGGAGCUGUGGCCCUCAGAAUUUAAACUUAAGGAAAGAGUGGGAAAGUGAGGAGAAAAAUCAGUACAAUAAAUCUGAUACAACAUUAAGCCAAGGCAUAAGCCCCAGAAGACAUCAGAAAACUCAUUUUCUACAGAACCAUUACAAAUGUAAAAAAUGUGAGAAAGCCUUUCAUGAAUGCACCAACCAUGUCCAUCAGAGUAUCUUUAUUCAAGAGAAGUCUGCCAAAUGUAAUAAGUGUGUAGAAACUUUUAUCCAGUCAUCAAAACAUACUCAGCCUCAGAGAAUCCAUACUGGAGAAAAGUCACACAGAUGUAAUAAUGGUGAGAAAAUCCUUAGUAAAUUGUCAAGUCUAAGAAAACAUAAGACAAUCCAUAAUGAAGAGAAACCUUACAAAUGUGAAGAAUGUGACAAAGCCUUUAACCAUCGUUCACACCUUUCUCAACACCAAAUAAUUCAUACUGGAGAGAAACCAUACAAAUGUAAAGAAUGUGGAAAAGCCUUCAAUUCUAGUUCAUAUUUUACUAGACAUCAGAGAAUUCACACUGGAGAAAAACUUUACAAAUGUAAAGCGUGUAGCAAAUGUUUUACUCAUUCUUCAAAUCUUCUUGUGCAUCAGAGAAUUCAUACUGGAGAGAAACCUUACAAAUGUAAAGAAUGUGGUAAAUCAUUUAAAGUGUCUUCAGCCCUUACUCAGCACGAGAGAAUUCAUACUGGAGAGAAACCCUAUAAAUGUAAGGAAUGCAGCAAAGCCUUUAACUGUAGGUCGUACCUAACUAAACAUCAGAGAAUUCAUACUGGAGAAAAACUUUACAAAUGUAAAUCAUGUAGCAAAUCUUUUUCUCGUUCCUCAAGUCUUAUUGUCCACCAGAGAAUUCAUACUGGAGAAAAACCCUAUACAUGCAAAGAAUGUGGCAAAGCCUUUAAUUGUAGUUCACGCCUUACUCAGCAUCAAAGAAUUCAUACUGGAGAGAAACCCUACAUAUGUAAAGAAUGUGGCAAAGCCUUUAACUGUAGUUCAUCCCUUACUAAACAUCAGAGAAUUCACACUGGAGUAAAACUUUACAAAUGUAAAGCAUGUAGCAAAUCUUUCUCUCAUUCCUCAUGUCUUUCUGUGCAUCAGAUAACUCAUACUGGAAUGAAACCAUAUAUAUGUAAGGAUUGUGGCAUCUCCUUUAACCGGUCUUCAAACCUUAGACGACAUCAGAUGAUUCAUACUGGAGAGAAACCCUACAAAUGUAAAGAAUGUGGCAAAUUAUUUAAUCGAUGCUCAACCCUUACUCGACAUAAGAGUAUUCAUACUAGAGAAUUUCUAUAGUUGUAGUAAAUGUGAAAAGAGUUUUAUCCAAAAUUUAGAACUUAAAAAUCACCAUAGAGUUUAUAGGGAAACAGACUUUGCAGAUUGAAUAAAUGGGAGGAAGUAUUUAAUCAGAACUCAAAUCUGAAUGUGUCAGUACUUACACAAAAAAGGACUAAAGCACAGAUCCCCAGACUUUAAAAUUAAAUAAGAGUAUUUGUUAUGGAGGAUUACUCUAAAGCCAAAGCAGUUAUUUAUUUUGUUAUGUGUUUCAGAUGAGCAAAAGCAUUGAUGUUUGGACAAGUAAUUACUCAGUUGAGCACGUUAUUUGUAUUGAAAACAUUUGAAAUUUGUAUGAAGCAAAUCAUAAUUCAAUUCUCAAAUUAGUUGUUAUACCUUAAUGCUUAGUGUUUAUAUAAAAACAUAUAGUCUAUUUUUUCUGCAUCAGAGCUCUAAGAGGUCAUUCUAUAGUAGGUGAACAUCAUUAAUAUCAACUUAUUUUCAUGGAAGUUUAAUGGCAAAUGUAAAAUACAUGAAGAAAAUCUAAAAGAGGCUCUUUGUGUUUGUAUCAUAAAACAGUAAUAUGUGUAAGCAUAUAGUACAUAUUUAGGGCAUUAGUAUUCUGUACUAAAGUAAAAGAGGAAUAUUCUGAAUUUAUUUAUUACAUCAAUUGCUCCUUAAGUAGAAAAACACUGGUCAGUUAUUUAAAAUACUGGCAUACCUUUAUAGUACAAUGAAGUAGUAAUCUUGAAUAUUAUUUGAUGUGUUAAAAAAAUAAAAACAUCUUCACAGAUAUCAAAGUGAAAACUCAUAUCUGAAAGAUUGUAAAUAUACUUUAUAUCAAUUUUCCAGAGAACUAAACUUCUAAUAAUAUCGGUAAUAUUCUCAUGGUUACUAUUUUAUAUUCUUUCCUGCUUUUUGUAGUUACUGGUGUACUAUGACAGUUUUAAUAAAGAUUAUAUGGGGGUAUACUUAAAUGCCGUACUUUUAAAUCCCGAAUCAUUGUUUAUAAAAUUUUAUUCAAUAUUUUUCUUUGCACAUGCCCUUUUUCAGUCCAAUUGAACACUUAGAGAUUUUUCUUUGCUUUCACUUGCAUUAAAUGGAAUAUACAUAUAAACUAAGAUAGAAGGAAAAAGGUGUAAGAGAACUAUACAGGCAGAAAUGCAUGUGUAUGUACCUAUCUUCAAAUGGAAAAGAAAAUGAUGGAUCACAACAGGAAAUUUGAGAACUGUUGAUUUAUUACCAAACUAGCAACCUCCCACAUUCUUAAAGCUAAAUUAGUUUUUCAUUGCACACUGAAUUUUUCUCUCAUAAAUCUAAUGUCUUCUGGGUUCAGACUUUAUCCCAUACAAAUCCUUUUUUCUUGUCUAUGAUUCAUGUGAGACGAAUUGUAUGAUUUUCUUAUUUCAAAGCUUAUAAACUAUUAUAAGUUC
Molecule: messenger RNA, 6206 nt
Organism: Nomascus leucogenys (northern white-cheeked gibbon)
Lineage: Eukaryota; Metazoa; Chordata; Mammalia; Primates; Hylobatidae
Gene: KRABD5
Product: zinc finger protein 720
Exons: 5
Coding region: 2884-4794 (636 amino acids)
Biological process (GO): negative regulation of transcription by RNA polymerase II
Molecular function (GO): DNA-binding transcription repressor activity, RNA polymerase II-specific
Source: RefSeq, a predicted model, not a curated record